Molecule: messenger RNA, 1144 nt
Organism: Bicyclus anynana (squinting bush brown)
Lineage: Eukaryota; Metazoa; Arthropoda; Insecta; Lepidoptera; Nymphalidae
Product: gloverin-like
Exons: 1
Coding region: 362-961 (199 amino acids)
Source: RefSeq, a predicted model, not a curated record
AGGGGAAUUAAUUUGUAACAUGCAUAAAUUCCCGCAAAAAAGUCCCUGCACAUUUUGUUUGUGUAAAUAUUCUGGGUGUUUGAAGAAAUGUAUCAUUCGAGUUGUGAUAUUCAUUAGAAACACUUAGUGUUCCUAGAUCGUAUAUCGCCGUGGAGGUUUGAUAUUUGGUAUAUUGAUAUAAGGCGAUGUUGAUUAGUAGGUAUAUUUAUUAUUUCACUGAUUGUAACAAUUGUAAAAGGAUAUAAAAUAAAAGUACUAUCAAAUAGAUGAAGCGGUGUGGAAUGGAGAACUGGUCAAGAUGUAAUGAAUGGGCGAAACAAUAUAUCCACGCAUGCGCGGUUGAGGGAAUUCUAAAUAUGAAAUGAAUCUGGAAUGUGAAUGUAGAUGGCCUAACCUAAACUGGGCGAACGAAAGAGUUCGUUCGCCACACGUACAAGUUUUUAGUGAAGUCACAAUGCAGAUCCUUUACAUUUUACCAGCAGUUUUCUUCGCUGUCGUUGCUCAGGACUUUGCUGCUUUAGACACAUACCCAGAAUGGUACGUGCAGAACCACCUGAGAGAAAGAAGAGACGUCACUCUUGACAAGAAGAUUGGAGAUGGCCGUGUCUUCGGCACCCUCGGCCAGAACGACGCCGGUUUGUUCGGGAAAGGCGGAUACGAGCACCAGAUAUUUAACGACAACCGCGGUAAACUUGACGGACAGGUGUACGGGACACGAGUGUUGGGUCCUUAUGGCGAUUCCUCCCACUUAGGAGGCGCCCUCAAAUGGCAGAACCCUAAUGCUGCUGCGUCUCUAGAUGUUAGCAGACAGAUCCAUGGAGGAACUUCGUACCAAGCGGCGGCGGGUGGGAGGUGGCCCGUUGGGAAAAACGGUGACUUCUCAUUCCAGGGCACUUAUGGUAGACAGCACGGUUUACCACGCGAGUACGGUGGUUUGGCCAAUUUUAACUACCAUUGGUGAAUUCGCUCUUUGGUAGUGUUUGUCAAUAGUGUACAUACGUUUUAAAAAUAAUGCCGAAAUUUACUAAGAAUGAUCCAAGUGUAUAUAUACAUAGUUUAUAUAAUAAUUUCGUAUAAAUUUAACUCUACUUAAAUGUGUAAAUAUAUAGGUAUACAAAUCUGUGAUUUGUAAAUACUUUUGUGA